This is a messenger RNA of Aspergillus sclerotioniger CBS 115572, 1653 nucleotides long. RefSeq names its product MDR family MFS transporter. The record is from RefSeq and is a predicted model, not a curated record. Gene Ontology annotation, cellular component: fungal-type vacuole membrane. The transcript has 2 exons. Gene Ontology annotation, biological process: basic amino acid transport; transmembrane transport. Bases 1 to 1653 code for a protein of 550 amino acids. Gene Ontology annotation, molecular function: basic amino acid transmembrane transporter activity. NCBI's taxonomy places the organism in Eukaryota, Fungi, Ascomycota, Eurotiomycetes, Eurotiales, Aspergillaceae.
AUGCGCUCUGAUCAACCUCGAACCGCUGCUUCUGAUGAAUCCCAAGGGAGACUGGCGUCUGAACGGACGCCCCUCCUUGGGGAUCAGACACCGAAUGAGCCCGUGCCUCCGGGGGACUCGGAUGUUCCCUUGGCUGAGGAACCUAGCUCGAAAGAGCUCAUUUUGGUCUUGGGAAGUAUCUGGGUAGGAGUCUUUUUGGCUGCUUUAGAUACUACGAUUGUCGCUACUCUCACCGCGCCCAUCUCGUCUUCCUUCCAUUCCUUCUCCCUGCUUUCCUGGCUCGCCACUUCUUACCUGAUCUCCAAUGCCGCCUUCCAACCACUGAGUGGGCGCCUAACCGACAUUUUCUCACGACGAACCGGGCUGAUCUUUUCAAACAUCUUCUUUGCCGCCGGCAAUAUGAUAUGCGGUCUGGCCAAGAGUGAGGGCACCAUUGUACUGGGGCGUGUCAUCGCGGGUAUCGGAGGCGGCGGUCUCACGGCGAUAUCAACUUUCGUCACCUCCGACCUCGUCCCACUGCGAAAACGCGGGGUUUGGCAGGGCAUUGGCAAUAUCUGCUAUGGAGCCGGAAGUGGACUGGGUGGUGUGUUUGGCGGAUGGAUCAAUGACACUUUGGGAUGGAGAUGGGCCUUUCUCCUCCAGGUCCCCCUGGUCGUGGUGUCCGGCAUUUUAGUAGCUGUCACCGUUCGAGUGCCGGUGAAGACAACCGAAAGUGCCAAAUUAAAACGAGUGGAUUUCCUUGGAGCCCUCACUCUGGUCAUCAGUCUUGUCCUGCUUCUGCUCGGACUUAAUACAGGCGGCAACCAAGUAUCCUGGACGCACCCUCUUAUCCUCACCUCGUUGCCGCUCUCCGCAGUCUUCAUUGGCCUCUUCAUUUACAUCGAAGCCAACAUAGCGUCGGAGCCAGUCAUUCCUGUCCGUCUGCUUUUGGAUCGGACGGUGUUCUCCGCUUGCCUAACGAACUGGUUUAGCACGAUGGCAGUCUUUGGGCUCCUGUUCUAUCUGCCAUUGUUCUUCCAGGUCCAGGGCUUGUCGGCCACGGCUGCAGGGGUGCGGUUAAUCCCCCAGGCCAUUGGAACCUCCCUCGGAUCACUGGGAUCGGGGAUCCUGAUGCGGUCGACCGGACAGUACAAGAUUCUCAGCCAUGUGUCUAUGUCUCUGAUGGUUCUCUCCGGCAUUUUGAUUUGCACGCUGUCCCUCACGACGCCAUCGUGGUUGCCAUUCAUCUACUUCUUCCUGAUGGGCACUGCCUAUGGCAGUAUGUUGACGAUCACGCUGGUGGCCCUUAUCUCUGCUGUAGACCACGAGCACCACGCGGUCAUCACAUCCGCGUCCUACGCCUUUCGCAGUACCGGAAGCACCAUUGGCAUCACGGUGGCCUCGGCAGUCUUUCAGAAUAUCCUCAAGUCCGGUCUUUGGUCUCGGUUCGGAGCUCGCGAGCACGCUGGCGAGCUGAUUGGACGGAUCCGAGAUAGCCUGGAGGAAAUUCGCCAUCUUCCCACCGACUGGAUCCCGGGGGUGCUGGAUGCGUACAUGGACUCCUUGCGCGCCGUGUUUGUUACGCUGCUAGGGCUGAGCGUGCUGGGCGCGAUUGUCAGUAUGGGGAUGCGCGAACACAAACUGCACUCGAACCUGGCACGGAGGGAUGAGUAG